AUGGGUCCCACCACAUGGGACAGAAAAAAUAUCGAUAUGCAUACACCAAUGUUUGCAAAAGAAUUAUUGCAAGUCAAUGUUCAAAAUAUUGUUAUUUGUAUGGAUAGUUUUCCUAUAUACAUCGAAAAACCUGGUGACUUUACAUUACAAAAAUUAACAUGGUCAUCACAAACUUUACGCAAUUGCAUUAAAUUCCACUGUAUCACAACUUUAGAUGGCACAUUUGUUGGUAUACAAGGUGGUUAUGGUGCAACAGGCCAUAAUAAUGAAGAAAGUAUUAUUAAUUCGUUAACAAAUGAUAAAUAUGCAGUUAAUAAUGAUGAUGAUGAUAAUAUUUAUCAUAAUCAUAUGGCUCAAACUUUUUUUUUCAAAAAGAUUUUAAAAAAUAAUGAUAUUUUAAUACUCGACCGAGGUUACACAAGAAUGAACAAAAGACAAUACCAAAUAAAAAUACCACCGUCAAUUGAUAAAGGCAAAACCCAACUGUCAACAAAACAAGCCAAUGAGUUACGAUUAGUUACAUUUCAUCGAAAUGUUGUUGAACGCGCCAUAGGGCGUUUGAAAAAAUGGAAUCUUUUGAAAAAUAGACUUCUACAAUUAACAAGUUCGAUGAACCAUUGUACAAAAAUUUUUCAAAAAAAAAAUAAACACGUUAAAUUAAUAUUGGAACAUAUCAAUGACUCUGAAAAUGAAUUAAAAUAUCUAAUGGAUAAAAAUCAAAAUAAUUAUUGGCAAUUGACAGCAAAAAAUUUAAAAGAAAUUAUUGAUUUCGUAACUAAUACAAAUUACUUACCAAAAUAUACACCAUCAAAAAUUGAAUCAAUUUCGACAGGUUGUUAUGCUAUGAAAUUAUCGAAGCGAUAUUUUACUAAUUCUAUCGAUCAUAUGAAGAUUUAUGAACAUCAAUCUAUUGAAAAUUGUAUUAAAGUUGUUGGCAUUAAUUCAAGAUUGUCUUCCGGCAUAAAGCAUUGUUCAAUAUUUAAAUUUUAUCUUAGAAAACCUGAAGAUACAAAAUUUUAUUGUUCUUGUAAAAGUGGUGCACGAACAACUAAUCCAUGUGCACAUGCUUUAUCUGUCUUGAUGUUAAUUCAAUCCAUUCAAAAGGAAUUACCUCAUCUUGAAUUAGCAAAAACCACCAUUGAUUAUCCAGAUGCUAUUAAAAACGAACAUUCUUCAUCACAUUAUCAAGCUAUUUAUAAUAAUAUAAUAGACUGUAAAAUUUACAAAGAAUGGUCAAAGUCUAACGAUACAUACUGUAUUUGUAAUGAAUCUUAUCAAAGUGAUUGGAUGGCAAAAUGUUGUACUUGCCAUGAAUUAUAUCAUCCUAGUUGUAUUUGUCAAGAUCAAGAAAAGAUUGACGCAAUUAUUGAUAAGUGGAAAUGUCCAUACUGCCAAGAAGAUGAUGAUAACAAAUAA
Molecule: messenger RNA, 1416 nt
Organism: Rotaria sp. Silwood2
Lineage: Eukaryota; Metazoa; Rotifera; Eurotatoria; Philodinida; Philodinidae
Source: the annotation of a GenBank genome assembly